AUGAAAGAACAAAUUGAGAUAUUAAAAUAUCGCAUCCAUUCGAAUUGUUUACCACCAGCAUUCAAUCUUCCUGAUUAUUCACUUAAUAAAAUUGAUAAAAUACUUAGCCGAUCGAAACAAUCUUCUACUAAUGAUGAUGAUAACAAGCAACAAACAAUAUUAUCUGUUCGUCGUUUAAAAAUAAUUGACCGAUUUAAAGAUGAUAUGCUUGAAUUAAGUAUAGCAGCUGGUGAAAAAAAAGUACGCUAUUGA
This is a messenger RNA of Rotaria sp. Silwood1, 252 nucleotides long. The record is from the annotation of a GenBank genome assembly. Lineage: Eukaryota; Metazoa; Rotifera; Eurotatoria; Philodinida; Philodinidae.